Magnolia sinica is the source of this 1966-nucleotide messenger RNA. Its product is annotated as protein ASPARTIC PROTEASE IN GUARD CELL 2-like. Gene Ontology annotation, molecular function: aspartic-type endopeptidase activity. Bases 323 to 1756 code for a protein of 477 amino acids. Gene Ontology annotation, biological process: proteolysis. The record is from RefSeq and is a predicted model, not a curated record. NCBI's taxonomy places the organism in Eukaryota, Viridiplantae, Streptophyta, Magnoliopsida, Magnoliales, Magnoliaceae. The transcript has a single exon.
AUGUUGUCAUUCAUUCCCUCCACUUUUUUCAGCUCCACUGAAGUUAGCAUGAGAAGCUUAUGUAGAGUGGAGGCAUUGUUUGUCUUUUCUAAGGAAACAGACCCAGAAAGUUGGCACACAAACACUCAAAGGAACAACUCAUCAAGAAAAAACAAACAGAUACUUCUAUUUCUCAAUCAAACAAAAAGAUAGAAAAUAAAAAAUAAAAAAUCAAAGCACCCAUCUCUCAAUUAUUUCAUUCCAUUUCAAAAAACCAUACACCCAUAAAUCCCCCCUCACCCAUCCAUACAAGUGCUUGCAAUAACUGCUACAACAACAAAAAAUGAUACACCUUGUGUCGCUAGUGAUAGUCAUGAUGGUGGUGGUGGUGGUGGUGCCACACCACUUGGGUGGUGGCCCGGCGUUAGCCGCCAUCACUGACGGUGGUUUCCAGCACUUAAACGUGCAAGAAUCGAUCACGGGGUUUGAAAUCCAGCCAUCGGAAAUGAUGGGUCCUCACCAAUUCUCGAAAACUGAUUACAACGAAGGUGAUUCGGUGUGGCGAUUGAAGUUACUGCACCGUGACGUGAUCUCGACCGCAAACUUCUCAAGCCAGCGUCAUCGGUUUGAUGAACGCUUGAAAAGAGAUGCGAGGAGGGUGGCAAGCUUGACUCGACGACUUACACGUGCUGGUUACCGGGUGGAGGAUUUCGGGUCGGGUAUAGUAUCAGGUAUGGAUGAAGGAAGCUGGGAAUAUCUGGUGCAGAUAGGUGUAGGCAGUCCACCAAGAAAUCAAUACAUGGUUAUUGAUUCAGGAAGUGAUAUUGUAUGGGUCCAGUGUCAGCCUUGUCAGCAAUGCUACAAGCAAUCUGACCCGGUAUUUAACCCAGCCGACUCAGUUUCAUUCGCUGGCGUAGCUUGUGACUCUGCAAUCUGCGGCCAGCUCGAGAAUGCAGGCUGUCAUGCCGGUCGGUGCCGCUACGAGGUCUCAUACGGAGAUGGGUCGUACACAAAGGGUACGGUUGCAUUGGAGACGCUAACCUUCGAGCGAACCACGGUUCGUAACGUAGCCAUUGGAUGUGGUCAUAGAAACCAUGGGUUAUUCUUCGGUGCAGCCGGUCUACUGGGGUUGGGUGGUGGGUCGAUGUCAUUCGUGGGUCAGCUCGGUGGACAGAUGGGCGGUGCAUUUGGAUAUUGUCUCGUGAGCCGUGGAACCGACUCGUCUGGAUCACUGGUCUUCGGUCGAUCUUCCAUGCCAACUGGCGCUGCAUGGGUCCCACUUCUUCGGAACCCGCGAGCUCCUAGCUUCUACUACGUUGGACUCACAGGGCUCGGUGUAGGUGGCACGCGAGUCCCCCUGUCUGAGGACGUGUUCCAGCUCACAACAUCAGGAGAUGGGGGCGUUGUCAUGGAUACUGGGACUGCAGUCACGAGGCUUUCCAAGCCGGCUUAUGAGGCACUGAGAGACGCGUUCGUCGCUGGUACUGUGAACCUACCAACGGCUACGGGGCCAUCGCUGUUCGACACGUGUUAUGAUCUCUCUGGUUUUGAAUCAGUGCGGGUUCCGACAGUGUCGUUUUAUUUCUCAGGUGGGGCUAUAUUGACAAUUCCGGCUAGGAAUUAUCUGAUUCCUGUGGAUGGGAUGGGGAAGUUCUGUUUUGCAUUUGCGCCAUCAGCUUAUGGGCUUUCUAUAAUAGGAAAUAUUCAACAGGAGGGGAUUCAGAUAUCAUUUGAUGCUGCAAAUGGGUUUGUGGGCUUUGGGCCCAACACUUGUUAAGUAAUGUAAGAGAUGUUAAUGAAGAUGAAAAAGAGUUUUGGUGGAGUUUGAUGUAAUAAUAAUAGCAAUAUGGUACUGGUAGAGAGUGAGAGUGGUGUAAGUACAGUGAAUUAUAGGGUAAUAUAGGUGUUUGAGAAGAUGGAAAACCUUGUAAAAGAAAUAAAUCUACUCUUUAUCUUAUUUUCAAGUGGAAAUUUUGGUUAAGGAAAA